Molecule: messenger RNA, 2396 nt
Organism: Alosa alosa (allis shad)
Lineage: Eukaryota; Metazoa; Chordata; Actinopteri; Clupeiformes; Clupeidae
Gene: mon1ba
Product: MON1 secretory trafficking family member Ba
Exons: 4
Coding region: 653-2290 (545 amino acids)
Biological process (GO): vesicle-mediated transport; protein targeting to vacuole
Source: RefSeq, a predicted model, not a curated record
ACUGUCUUCGUCUUUUGUUUUUGUCUGACAUAGUCUACAAUUGACCUGGCAAUAGAGGACUUUUAUUUUGAAAUUGGAAUCACAACAUUCGUCCACUCACAAUGGACAUAGUCUCAUAGAGAAGCAGCUGCAGUGUUCAUUCCUCCUCUGUCACACUAGCCGGGAUACAGCUGAACUGAACUGCUACUUUUUUCACUUCUGCUUUAAAGCAGCAUGUGAGUAGAGUCUUUUUUAUUUUUAUUACUCAUUAUGCCGAAGGAACUAUGAUUUAAAAAGUAUUGGAAAAUCAGUGUUAUGUCUGCUUUGGUAAAUGUCAUGACACAUCAAAACAAUGGUGUCUUACCAAAUUCACCAGAUGAACUUUACAAAAAAAGGGACUCUAGCUAGAUUCUAAUAUAUCUGGUUCUAACUAGUAAUCGCUGAACUUGAUCCAAAUAUAGGCUACAUUGAUUAAAUAAGCCUGAGUAACUUUAAACUUAAUGCGGGAUUUCUAGAAUGUGAAAGGCCUACUUUUAACUUCAAGAACAAUUAAGGCUUGGUUUUCAGCAGUAAUGUAUUUGUCAUUUUGGUGAAUUAUAUUCUGAUUUGUUCGUGCAUGAAAAUAUUCACUGUUCUGUGAGUUUUAGAUACCACUGAUCAUUCACUAGCAUAAAUGCACUAUGACACUUCUAACAAUCUACCAGUUGCCGGCAGAAAGGACAUGCAACACAUCUUUGACAGGGGAGACACCAAUAAGAUGUAUGAGAUCACUCACACAGGAGACAUUAGUGAUAGUAUGAAUGGUUCCAUGGACUCCUCUGACCACUCAUUGCAAGACUGCAGAGAGAGUGCAUCAGUUAGAACCUGUGGAACUGUACAGGGACAAGAUGAGGGGCCUUCAGUGCAGCAGGCUGAUGGAGAUUCCCCUUCCCCCUCCCCCAACGGCAAUCAUGAAGAGGAAGUGAUGACAGACAGUUGGAGAGGACACAGGAAGCAUGUGUUCGUCUUGAGCGAGGCAGGCAAGCCCAUUUACUCUCGCUAUGGCAACGAGGAAGCACUUUCCACUACAAUGGGUGUCAUGAUGGCGCUGGUUUCCUUUGUCCAGAGCAGUGACGACACUAUCCGCUCCAUCCACUCAGAUGGCCACACAGUUGUUUUCAUGCAGCAGGGUCCUUUGGUGCUUGUCCUGGUGUCCAAUAACAAGCAGUCUGAACAACAGCUGCAUACUGAACUCCUGUAUGUGCACUACCAAAUAGUCAGCAUGCUCACCCAGGCGAGCAUAACCCGUAUUUUUGAGCAGAAAAAGAACUACGACCUGCGCCGCCUGUUGACAGGAUCGGAGAGGAUUCUGGAUGGUCUACUUGACCUCAUGGACACAGACCCCAGCUUCCUGCUGUCUGCUGUGCAGUGUCUGCCCCUGCUGCCUUCCCUAAGAGACUCCAUCAGCCAAAUUUUACAAAAAGCCAUCACCCCGAAUCUGGUCUUCUCCAUUCUCAUUGUCAACAACCAGCUGCUCACCAUCGUCCAAGAGAGGACGGUUCUCGAGGAUGCCAGGCUGAAGGCCACUGACCUGCUCCUGAUGCUCAACUUCAUCACGUCCUCCUCAGCGUUUCGCGGCGGUGAGAUCUGGACACCCAUCUGCCUACCCCUCUUCAACUCUGACUGCUACUUCUAUGCCUACGUCGCCUAUCUGAACCCUCCUGAUUGCACAGUGUGCCUACUUCUCGUUUCCACAGACAGGGAUGCCUUCUUUGCAAUAGCAGAGUGCAAGAGGAAGAUUGAAGAAAACUUCAGGGCUCAGAAUGUUCUAGAUGUAAUUUCAAGAGCUCAGUUGUAUGAUGUCAGUGAUGUCGGCAUAUCAGAUCUGAGGCACUUCAUGUACAUGCCUUUCACCAUUCCCGAAAAGCGCCACCAGCUCCCACAAUUCACCAGCUCGUCGAUGGAAGAGCCCUAUUUGGGUUUUGAGAGGACAAGACUGCUUGAUCUGUAUCGUCACAUUCACAGCCGGAUACACAGCCUUACACAGCCACUGAAAAUAAUCUAUCAUGUUUCACAAAGAGAGGUGUUAUUGGCGUGGACUACCAACAAGUUUGAGCUGUAUGCCUGCUUUAGCCCUUUUGUUACAAAGUCAUCUGCCAUCAACUCUGUCACCAAGUUAUUGCGCUGGAUUAAAAAGGCAGAAGAUCGACUCUUCAUCCGUAGCCCUCUGAAGUACUCCACCGUAGCCAGCACGAGAGUGAACUCCAGUGAUGGGCGGGGAAGCUCAGACAGACAAGAGGCACCAGAUGGCAACCUGUUGUCUCUUCUAUGAUCACACCUACGUGGUUUAACCACCAAACAGCCCUACUGCAACAUGAGACACUUUGAGCAUAAUAAAAUAUAAAUUUGGUUAUGACAACCCAUAACUGAGCAUUGAA